This is a messenger RNA of Rhincodon typus (whale shark), 2490 nucleotides long. RefSeq names its product tyrosine-protein phosphatase non-receptor type substrate 1-like. Gene Ontology annotation, cellular component: plasma membrane. NCBI's taxonomy places the organism in Eukaryota, Metazoa, Chordata, Chondrichthyes, Orectolobiformes, Rhincodontidae. The record is from RefSeq and is a predicted model, not a curated record. Bases 91 to 1194 code for a protein of 367 amino acids. The transcript has 6 exons.
ACACCCGCAUCAAUCUCGCUGCAACUUGAAUUUCCUGCACAAUAACCAAUAGUUCCAAGUAACCAGAGAGGAAGCGUCACCCUCAAUAACAUGGGCGCAGUUCUCAAGCUCUGGCUCUUGGUCUUAGGGCCUGUUGUCCCUCUAGAAGUGAUUGAGUCUCCUCCAGUUCUCUCCCUCCUGAAAGGACAGACAGCUCGGAUCAACUGUAGCCUGAUACCGGGAGAGGAGCGGGCUGAUUUGGUGAAAUAUUAUUGGUGUCGGGCAAGAGACAUGCCUGAUUUCAGCAGCAACACAUCCAGGAAUUUCGUGAAAAACAGCCCCCGUGUGUCCGUGUCUAUGUCUGAGAGUUUUCUCAUCAUCCGGGAACUGAUGCUGAAUGAUUCUGAUACUUACCAAUGUGUGGUUCUCAGAGAGAAACCUCGGCCCUGGAAAUACUUCCUGGGAAAUGGAACAACAUUGAACGUCCAAGCGAAACCUGAAAUCUAUCUGACUGCGGAUCCCCAGAAUGAAGAUGUUGGGAUUCAGACACUGACUUGUUUGGCCGCGGGAUUCUCUCCGAGAGAUCUGAACAUUUCCUGGAUUGUUGAGGGGGAUGUCUCGUAUCAGGAAGAGCCGGGUUCGCUGACAGUAAACAGUGACAGCAGCUAUAACCUGACCUCCCGGCUGCGGAUUACAAACCCUCAGCGGGAGCAGGGAGCCACCGUCUCCUGUCUCAUUGAGCACAGGACAUUCACUGGGUUAGUGACAGCAAGCUUCAGCAACAGCACAGGUUUUUUCAAGUAUUAUUACCUUGGCCUGCUGAGUCCUAUCCUUAUUGUACCAGUUUGUCUUUGGAUCAUAAAGAGUCAAUGCUGUAAACUAAAGAAUGGAAAAGAUUCAUCAGUCCAUGGCAAUGAUGUUGAUGGUCAAAUUAUGAAAGAAUCAGACUGUGUAGAUAAUAUUUCCCUCAGCAGUGAAACUCUUCAUUACGCAUCUGUUCAAGUCAAAAAUCCUUCAAAGAGUAAACAAAAACAGGAAUUGAAAAGACAAGAGCAGGACCAGGCAACAGAAUAUGCCGUUCUAAAGGUCAAAGAUAAAAAUAAUCAAUUCUACAAAGAGGUGGUAGAUUACUCCACCGUCAGCAUUUGCCCCACAUCAAACACAUGGCAAGCUGUUAACUACAAAGCAACCACAUAUGCUUCAGUUAAGAAAUAAACAUUUCAUAUCAUUUUAUAUGAUUCGCUUUCUCAAGGGCAAUUAAGGGUGCCAACAAAUGCUGACCUUGAUAGUAACUCUCACAUCUUCCAAAAAUGUGACUUGGGUGAAGUAUAAUUUUGCAACUGCAAAUGCAUAAGCAAACGUAACUUUAAAGUGUCUCCAGUAUCUCAAGUUGGACGUUGACAUUAAUUGUUUCGUUAAACUGAAAUGAAACCCACUAUUAUUUGCUUACAUGGUUCAGAUAUAUUGUAAAUGGUGUGUCACAGAAUUAUUACCGAUCAAACUCAAAAUGGAUACUAUAAUACCUUUUGAUGAUUUGUUAUCCCAAAAACCGGUCAAUUGUACUGUAAUUCCCUGUAUUGGUCCUUCCAUCCUCCUGUUCAUAUCUUGAAAGUUUUGAAAUUUCAGAUCCUUAAGGUCCUAUUGUUUUAACCAAGAAUUAAUUGAGUGUUAAAUGCCCCCCUUUGUGAUUGAUGUUGAGGUAAUAUACCAGCCUUUCUACUUGUUGGCUGCCAGUGAAUUAAAAGGCAAGCCAUCUGAUGUCUUGGAGCUAUCUUGUGAAUUGCUGUGUCCAUUCUAAAUAAAAGCUCAAAUUAGCCUUAUUAAAGAAAUACAUAAGUUUAUAAUUGCUUGGUCAAGGAAACGUGCUAGAGGAAGGUAAAACUUCCCCCAUCGCCCAUGGUUCCUGCUUUAUCCUUGUGUGCCUCAAUCUUUCUGCAGAGGGUGCAUUCGUGUUCUAUUUCCCAGUAAUGGCCCCUGCAGCCCAGGCAUGGCCUCAACUGGUCCCUCAACUACAAUGACAGUGGCCACAAUCUUCACAGAAAGGAAGCCAGAGAUAUGAGUGGGUUGUGACCAUCUCCUUUGGGUCAAGAAAGGGAGCACAAUAUAAGUUUGUCUGAAUUCAGAGUUCACCAGAUUGGGUCAAUCAAUAAGUAGGUCACUGUUGUCUGUUAUUGAUAUUGUGUGUAAGUAUUAAGUUUGACUCAAUCUAAAUGAAUUCAGUCUUUGUUUCAAAGGUAUGCAUGGCUUUUAAAACUUUGUGCAAAACAGUGUACAUGUAUAAGUCAAACAAUGGUUCUGACUGGUGACAGUGGAAACUGCAAGCUGCAAUCCAGCUCUGUGAUGACAUGUUUACACAAGCUGACUACACAAUUGGCUUUCCAAUGCCAGCACAUGCCUGAUGUAGCAGCAUCCUCAAUCCCUAUCUCUCCACUUGAUGACUUCUUUUUCAAUGCAAGCAGUGAGACUUCUCAGCCAGUUCAAACAAUUCAAAUAAAGUUCCACAUUCUUUGC